AUGUCUUCCGAUCGUCCUCCAUCUGCCGCGCCGUACGGUACUGCUCCUUCGCAUGCUGAUGCCGAGUCCGUCAUCACCACUUCACGAGAGAAUGGAUUUGAAGUCGCACUCGAGCGCCAGGAAGAGCGCCAGUACAACUCUCAGCAGUCAAAUCGUCAGCAGAAAACUACAACCAAGAAAAAGAAAAACAAACUGGUUCUUGGUUUCAAGAUUGCCAAGAACAUUUGCAAAGUGGCCAAGCGAUCGAGACGAAGUAACGCAUAUCAUUCUACCACCAGCACGACGACUGUCGCUAAAAAGUCGAAAUUUCGACUGAUUUACGAAAGUGCCAAGAAGGCAGUGAAGACAGUGCGGCAUUCCAAUCCUCGUCUUGUGAGCACUUUAGCUCUUGGAGAUCUUGAAGCUACAGUUUCUUUGGCUUCACGUGGCAACUCUCGAGCCGCCAUUGUAGAAGCUACUCGACCUACGUUCCCACUUCCCGCAAUGGCUCAAGAACAAGCGCGACUCGCUUUACCUGCCACCGUGGAUGCUGCCGAGCCGACUGCUCCCGAUUUUCAACGGCUGAUUGAGGAGCUCGAUAUUGUGAUUGCCAUAGAGGAGAAUAUUGUGCGGAGAUCAAACGGCCUUCCAAUGAUGAUCACGAGCGGUCCAAUGUGCAUGGCUCAAGUUCGAAAGACAAUGUACAACACAGAUCAUUUGAGCAAGUACACCAAAAAGCGGCAAAGAGACGAAGACGAUUAUCCCGAUUUAACAGAGCUUUGGGAUGAGAAAAAGUGUCGUUUUGCUGACCCGAGUUUAAUCUAUACUUCUGCUGUUGCUGCUCGACGUCAAUUUUGCUGUUUUUGA
Molecule: messenger RNA, 846 nt
Organism: Oikopleura dioica
Lineage: Eukaryota; Metazoa; Chordata; Appendicularia; Copelata; Oikopleuridae
Source: the annotation of a GenBank genome assembly